This is a messenger RNA of Amblyraja radiata (thorny skate), 2187 nucleotides long. It is a transcript of the gene dars2, whose product is annotated as aspartyl-tRNA synthetase 2, mitochondrial. Lineage: Eukaryota; Metazoa; Chordata; Chondrichthyes; Rajiformes; Rajidae. The transcript has 17 exons. Gene Ontology annotation, cellular component: mitochondrion; cytoplasm. The coding region runs from base 32 to 1987 and encodes 651 amino acids. The record is from RefSeq and is a predicted model, not a curated record. Gene Ontology annotation, biological process: aspartyl-tRNA aminoacylation. Gene Ontology annotation, molecular function: aspartate-tRNA ligase activity; ATP binding.
GAUUGGCGGUGCCUGUUGUCGGGGGCAGAGGAUGUACCGUCGCGCUGCUCGCCUGGUUUGGGCGGCGGCGACAAGGACGGCAGUAGGCUCUGCCUCGGGUGGCCCCGCCAGCCUGAGAGCCGCUUCAACCACGGAGGUUCAGGCCGCCCGGAGCCGGACCAAACUUAGCACAGACCUGAAUAGCUUUGUCCUUCGGACUCAUACUUGUGGAGAACUUUGUGCUGCUCACAUUGGUCAGGAGGUUAGACUCUGUGGCUGGGUUCAGUAUCAAAGACAGGACCUCUUUAUCAUUCUGAGAGAUUUUGAUGGUUUAACACAAAUUGUUCUACCACAGGAGGAAUCCACUGCACACGUUAAGAAGAUGCUUUGUGAACUUCCUCUUGAAUCUGUAAUUAGUGUCACUGGAACAGUCAUUCCAAGGCCACCAGGACAAGCUAAUCCGGAGAUGUCGACAGGUAAAAUUGAAGUGCGGUUGCAGCAUGCUGAGGUCAUGAACAGAUGCAGAAAGUUACCCUUUGAGACCAAGGAGCUUGCAAAGAAAUCAGAAGCACUACGAAUGCAGCACCGGUACUUGGACCUGAGGAGCCCUCGAAUGCAAUACACCAUGCGACUUCGCUCUCAGAUGGUCAUGAGAAUGCGGGAGUAUCUCUGUAAUUUACAUGGUUUUGUAGAUGUGGAGACACCAACAUUGUUUAAGAAAACUCCAGGAGGAGCAAAGGAAUUUGUGGUACCUUCAAGGGAGCCAGGGAAAUUUUAUAGUCUCCCGCAAAGCCCUCAGCAGUUCAAGCAGUUACUGAUGGUUGGAGGACUGGACAGGUACUUCCAAGUGGCUCGUUGUUAUAGAGAUGAAGGCUCAAAGCCUGACCGACAACCUGAAUUUACCCAGAUAGACAUUGAGAUGUCCUUUGUAGACCAGAUGGGGAUUCAGAAACUGAUUGAAGGACUAAUAGAGUACUCCUGGCCGAAGGAGAAAGGACCCAUCUCUACGCCUUUCUCAUUAAUGACGUAUCAGGAGGCUAUUGACAACUAUGGCGUUGAUAAACCCGAUACUCGAUUUGGAAUGAAGAUUAUUGAUGUCACUGAAAUGUUCAAAAAUACAGAGAUUUCUUUUCUACAUGAUGCACUGUCCCACACUUCUGGUGUUGUGCGGGCAAUCUCAAUCACUGAAGGAGCUAAACUUUUGAAAAAGAAGGAUUUAGAAAACCUUAUGAAACUGGCGAAGGCCCAGAUGAAUCAGGACCUGACAUUUUUUGUGCUGCCAACUGAUGGUGCAUUGAAAUCUCCACUUGCCAAAAUCCUAACGAAUCUGGAGCAAUUACAACUAUGUCAGGCAACAAAUCUCCAUAAAGAUGAUGUGCUGAUACUUGCAGGAGGUGACAAGGCAAAAGUAAGUGCUGCAUUAGGGAAGUUGCGGCUGGAGUGUGCUAACAUACUGGAGUAUAGAGGAAUUGCCCUCCGAGACCGAAAUACAUUUAAUUUCCUGUGGGUUGUCGACUUCCCACUGUUUCUACCAAAGGAAGAGCGAUCUGAAGAGUAUGAAUCGGCCCAUCACCCCUUCACAGCUCCUCACCCAGAUGAUGCCCACCUCAUUUACACAGAGCCUGGUAAGGUGAGGAGUCAACAUUAUGACCUUGUACUAAAUGGCAAUGAAAUAGGAGGAGGUUCCAUUAGAAUACAUAAUAUGGAAUUGCAGCAGUAUGUACUCGAGUCGAUAUUAAAGGAAGACACUGGAUUGUUACAACAUCUGCUGAAGGCAUUAGAUUCUGGAGCACCGCCCCAUGGUGGGAUUGCAUUGGGCUUGGACAGACUGAUAGCUCUUACAGUUGGAGCCUCCAGUAUCAGGGACGUUAUUGCUUUUCCUAAAUCUUUCAGAGGACAUGAUCUAAUGUGUAAUGCACCAGAUUUUAUGAGUGCUGAAGAACUGAGUCCGUAUCAUAUUCAAGUCAACUGGCCCAACAAAAUCCAUGAGGACAGCACCAAUUCAUGAAAGUUAACGUAAUGAUUGGUAAAUGAAACAAAAGCUGCAGAGGCCAAAGUAGAUUUGGACCAUUUCAAUGUUUGUAACCUACAAGUAACACUGAAGGUUGGUAUGUCUGAACUGCUCCCAGCGACAGCACACUUUGAUGCUUACCGCACACUUAUCAAAUCAUGGCAAUUUAAAUCAUUAAAAACAUAUUUUCUAACCAC